AUGGACAUGACCGGGCAGCUACCCGAGGACAUGCUCCUGGACGUCCUCCGCCGCCUCUCUCCCCGCAGCCUCGCGGCGUGCCGCUGCGUCCGCAAGGAAUGGCGCACGGACCUUCUCCCGCUCUCGCUCGACGGCGUCUUCCUCGAGUUGCGCGACCCGGACCUGCCCCUCGAGCGGAUGGAGCACCCCAUGCCCGCGCUCUUCUCACGCCGCACCACGGCGCGCCGGAUCGCCGCCAGCCUUGGCUACCCGGACACCCCCUGCAUCUACGAGUGCGGUGUGCAGGACUGCUGCAACGGCCUCCUCCUCCUGCUUUGUGACUACGUGGUUAAUCCUGCCACGCUACAGUGGGUGGAAUUGCCUACAGCGCCACGCCGGUGCUGCUUUCUCUGCAUGAGCAGUCCCUACCUCGUGUUUGAUCCAACGGUGUCGCAACACUACGAGGUGCUCUCGGUCCCGGACAUACCAUGGAACCUCCCAACGGGACACAUUUCCAAGCAUGCGUGCAUGGAUAAGCCGGUGUCCGAGAUGGAGUGGCCGCCUUCGCCGUACAUCGUGAAUGUCUUCUCGUCACGGGCCGGCGAGUGGAAGCAGAGGUCGUUUGUUCGGGAGGGGAAGGCCGCGGGAACGGUCGCCGAGUGCAGGUCGAAAGAAAGACGCAUACUGCGUUAUGCUGCUUACUGGCAUGGAGCACUCUACGUCUCUUGCGAAGACAAUUUUGUUUUGAGAAUGAACUUGUCAAAUGAUAAAUACCAAGUAAUUCAGUGCCCUCAAGGAAAGAAGCUAGAGUCUUAUGCACCUCGCCUCGGCAAAUCCAAGAAGGGUGUCUAUUGUGCGUUCCGUGUUGCACGUGAUGCAUUCCAGGUAUGGUUCCUUAACGAAACGGAUGGAAAGAUGGAAUGGGUAUUGAACAAUGACAUCAACUUUGAGCAUGUUUCAAAAUGCCCUCGUAACUUUGUUCGGGGACCAUGGAUCUUACAAGGAAGCGACAAUAACGAAGAGCUAGUCGAAGACAACUCUGAAUGGGACCCAAACAAUGAUAACGUGGUUAGCGCUGAAGAUUGGGUUGUCAAGUACGGUUCUAACUCAACAAUUGAUUUUCUUGGAUUUCAUCCUUACAAAGAGAUUGCCCUGUUUGAAUCGACCGGCCAUGUAAUGGCCUACCAUAUGAACACUUCAACGGUUCGGGAUUUGGGUCAUAUUAAAAUGGGGAGGAACGAGAUUGAAUGUUCUUUCCCAUACAUGCCAUGUUGGAUGGGGCCGUUACCCAGAAGCCAUUAUAGAACCCAGUUUUGUUCAUAG
Messenger RNA from Triticum turgidum subsp. durum (durum wheat), 1302 nucleotides. NCBI's taxonomy places the organism in Eukaryota, Viridiplantae, Streptophyta, Magnoliopsida, Poales, Poaceae. The record is from the annotation of a GenBank genome assembly.